GCAGACACACGCGCACACAGAUCCGGUCUCCUUUCGAUUUCGUUUCCCGGAAGAAUCCUUAAUAUUAUACGCACACCCUUUACACUAGAAGACAGUACCAGCACUGUGUCUUAAAAUUGUCGUUCGUGUGUCCACGGAAGAAGCACAAUAAUUAAUCCUGUCGGAUUUUGGACAGACUUUGCUUCCCGGACUCAAUAAUAAAGAGAGAGAGAGUGAAGGAGAGAGCGAUCGACAGAGAAACAAACUUAUUGCAGGUAGAAGACAUGAAUGACGAGGCUUCACCUCCACCUUUGAUCAAGCAGGAAAGAGGUGAGACUGUCAGCCCUCCAGUGUUACUGCCAUCACCCCGUGUCCCCACACAUCCUUUAAUCCAGGUCUACUGCAACCCUCAGGAGGAGCUCUGCAAACUGCCAGGUCGUCUCAGGAUUAACCCAUCACUUUGGGGCAAGGAUGAUGUAAGUCACUGGCUGCGUUGGGCAGAGAAGGAAUAUUCACUGAGGAGGACCGAUCAGGCAAAGUUUGAAAUGAAUGGCAAGGCUCUAUGCCUGCUCACAAAAGAAGACUUCCGACUCCGCUGCCCCAGCUCAGGUGAUGUCCUCUAUGAACUCCUGCAGCAUGUCAUACUCCAGAGGAGGGCCAUGGUGUGCAAGUCACUAAUGAACCUGUCAACGCCUCCGAAUUGCCCAGUCAUGGAGGGUUCUCAAAAUCCUGUGCCAUCCAGUCCAUCUUUUAAAGACCUGGCCAAUGGCUCUGCGGGAUCUCAAUCUGCCACCAUGCCCUUGAAGCUUAUGCAGCUUUCUAGUCCUGGAGUUGAACACUACCCUGACUCCAAAGACAGGAAUCCCGCUUUAAUGGUCUUUCCUGGACCACAGAUGACCAUUGAAAUCCCACGCCUCCAUGCUCAGUCUUUAUCUGAUGGCCAGUUCUGCUUUACUUCUCCCCGGACACAGCCAGUGAUCAGUCCAUCCAAUCAAAAUAAGCAACCUUCUCCUAACAUAAUGAAUAACAAGGAGGAGCCUUUAAAUCUUUCACACAAAGGAGAUCUUCCAGGCACAAUUCUGGGACCUUCUGCUGCUCCAGCCAAUGGCAAGAUUGCAGACUGUCGACUUUUGUGGGACUACGUAUACCAGCUCCUUUCAGACAACCGCUACGAGAGCUUCAUCCGCUGGGAGGACCAGGAAGCUAAAGUCUUUCGAGUGGUGGAUCCCAAUGGACUGGCAAGGCUGUGGGGCAAUCACAAAAAUCGAGCAAAUAUGACCUAUGAGAAGAUGUCACGUGCUCUGCGGCAUUACUAUAAACUGAAUAUAAUCAAGAAAGAGCCUGGGCAGAAGCUGCUUUUUAGGUUUCUAAAGACACCAGAUGAGAUCCUACAAAAUCGACCUGACCGGCUAGAGCAGGAUGAGACUACUGGAUGUGAAUCUCCAGACUACAAGGAUGACAUUCUGGAGAUUUCGCCCUGAAAAUAAGUACCUCAUGGGUACCAAGCCACAUGUCACCUUAAUGAAAAAUUCCUAUUUUGCACUAUAAAAUGAGCCUUGCAAUAACAUAAAAUUGCAAUUUCCUUAUUGUAAAUGCAUCAAAAUCUAGUUUUAUGUUAGCCUUUGUUGUUUCCUAUCUGCCCUCUCACUGUAAGGUACUCAAUUUUCUUGUACAGGUGAUAUAGAUUUUUUUAAAAAGACCAUUGGACCACUGUCUACUAUAGUUGAACUAUUUAAUAUAUUUAAGUGAUUUCUCUUUUCAGCAUUCUGUCAUUUAACUUCAGCAUCCCUUCCACUGUGUAGAUUGGAAUGGGACAUCUGUGACCUUACAAAUAGCCCAUAAGAUGAAAGAAACUGGAGAGAAUGAUCAAUGAGUGUGUUUACAUGCACACACAAAGCCAGAAUAGGGAAGUGAAUAACCCAGUUAAGUCAGAAAACUGGUUUCUUAAAUACUCCAGUUUAUAUGCUCAAAGUCCCCUUAUGGAGUUUUCCUUUGGCAAGAUGCUUGGAUGCCAAGAAACUAUGCAAAAGAGUUAAAUUCCACUUUGACAGGUGUGAAUCCGAAAACAAGCAUGGAGCCUGUGUCUCCUAAGCAGUGUGGGGAACAUUACUUGAAAAAGUAGCUUAGUUACGUUACUCAUUACUUACAAAAGAAAGUAAUUAAAUAUGUUAUAUAGUUAGUUUUUAUACAGUGUGUUACUUUUCCUUCUUUGGUAUGAAAAACUACACAUGUGACUGGCCAGCAUUUGUUAUUAAAUCUAAAACCCAUAUAUGAACUUACAUGAAACUGACCAGAAAAACAACCAAAUGCAAUAAUUUUCUUGUGUUUUGUAGACGCAUUUAGUUCUUCAUGUGAUGUGAAGUACAUCACAUUCAUCCCCUUUUUUACAACCCUAACCUGGGCCACUGAUAAUUUACUGUAUGAAAACUGGCUGAUAUGCCACAUUUUCAACAUGUCUAUAGCAAAAUGGCUGAACGAAACCUAAGCCGACACUUUAUUGAUGUCAAUAUGUUACCAGAUUGCAUGCAGCACACUUUUUUUUUUUGCUUAACUGCGUGAUUAAAUCCUGCAAAGGAGCGGCACACCAGUACAUUUGCUUCCUGCCUUAUACCCAGUGCUGAUGGGAUAAUAAUAACACAACUGUUUUUAUUUCAAUAAAAUAAUUAUUGUCUUAGAUUACUUGUUAUCUUUAAAUGUAAUUGAGCCAUGUAAGGCACGUUACUUCUAAUAUGUUAAAAUAGGAGACAUGAUUGUUUAUGAAGGGAUUUAGUACAGUGGAUCAAAACUAUUAUAUUAAAACUAGCUGUGUAAGCUCGUGCUGUAAAAAGCCUGAGGUCCUAGAAACUAUUGAAAUCAUUAGAAAAAAAAUGAAAUGUAGAGAUGUCAGGUAAUUGAAAGGAACUACUCUGGGCAUCUCUCUCCUAAGAGGAUUCGUUUUGCCGAUGUGCUCGCAUCGCUUGUGCGUUAGCAGCUAAGCAACUUUGUCUUUCUUCAGAGGUUUCAUUUUUCCAGACGUUCUCGCCCCCCUUGUGUAUUAGCGGCAGGAGGAAAAGUAAAAGGGAUACCAUUUUGCCGAUGUUAGCGGCUAAGCGACUUUGUCUUUCUUCUGAGGUUUCGUUUAGCCGAUGUGCUUGCCUCGCUUGUGUUAUUAGCGGCUAAGCGAGUGUUCUGUUUCCUCGGAGGCUGAGCCUUUACCUCGACUCCACAUCUCACUUCUGGGCCGGACAGACAUACACAUUUCCACGCGUAGACAUUUAUAUAUAAGAUAAGUUCAUGAAGAACAUAGAGACACAGUUGGAAACAUGUUAGAAGUAAACCAUAGUAAACCAUAAGUAACCAAGUAGUGUGGUAGACAGUAAGACUUUAGAGACUUUCAAACCUCAACUUGAUGUGAUUUUAGAAGAAUUAUGUGGGCAGGACUGUCAAGCUUUGUUGGGCCGAGUGGCCUGUUCUUGUCUAGAUGGAUGUACUGCUGAUCUUAGCACGAACGUUUAGCUCAGCAAUAUACAUUUAGAGAUUUUUGAAAUAACAAGACAGAUCAUUUCAAUAAAGAGAAUGAAUAAUGAGAUCACCUGAGCAUUUGCCUCGGGAAAUUUGAAACGCUUCCACCAUUUUCUGCCUGUGGCUGCUGGAAGUGUGUGUGAAGCUAACACCACGCACAGGUUAACAGACUGCAAUGGACAUGUUCAGACCACAAAAUCUGUUAUUGUACAAGGCCAAAAUGUUCAUGAAACAAAUUUACAUCUGUCAACCAGGUUUCUCAGAGACCAACAACCUGGUUUCUGUAACCAGAGUAAAGAUUUACAUAGCAUUUUCUGAAACCAGGUUUCUGUGAAUAACCGGUUUAUUAAAGCACAUGCAAACACACUAAAUGUUCCUCAGAAAGGAAGAAACGGAACUGAAUACAUAGAUCAGAACUCAUACUUUUGUAAAUACAGAAAGGAUUUAAAGUAGAGUAGCUCAGCUGAGUAUUGCAAUGACAUUUUUUUUUAAUCACAACCAUGCAUUGUAAAAAAAAUUUUCAGUAAUUGUAAAUAAUUUCAAAACCCUUUUAAUUAACAGAGUACUUCUCUUUUGUCACACAUGUGUAUGAAUCACUUUAAAACUGUUUUUAACUCUGUAUUUCAAAGCUCUUUAUUAACACUGUUCAUAACACUUUGCACAGAUAGCUUUUUUCCACUAUUAAAGGGAACACCAUA
Erpetoichthys calabaricus (reedfish) is the source of this 4178-nucleotide messenger RNA. RefSeq names its product ETS variant transcription factor 7 (gene etv7). The transcript has 9 exons. Bases 264 to 1460 code for a protein of 398 amino acids. Gene Ontology annotation, molecular function: sequence-specific DNA binding; DNA-binding transcription factor activity, RNA polymerase II-specific. Gene Ontology annotation, cellular component: nucleus. Lineage: Eukaryota; Metazoa; Chordata; Cladistia; Polypteriformes; Polypteridae. The record is from RefSeq and is a predicted model, not a curated record. Gene Ontology annotation, biological process: cell differentiation; regulation of transcription by RNA polymerase II.